GCGCGCGCGCGCACACACACACACAUCACUAAAAAUCGUUCAAGUCCAUCCAUAAUAUAUUAUUGUUGUAAUUUAUAAAUGCUGCUUAGUUGUUGAACCGAGUAAGUCCUGACAAUAGAUUAGCGCCGCCUCGCAAUGAUUUUACUCGAGAUAAACAACAGGAUAAUCGAAGAAACGCUAAACAAUAAAAUAAAGAAUGCUUUAGCAGGUUAAUGUUGCAGUGGUAAACAAGAGUCCACAGAUGUUAUGGUAGCAGACUUCGAUGGAGUAUUAUUUCAUAUUUCAAAUUUGAGCGGUGACAAGUCUAAAAUUAGAAUAAGUGCUCUGCUCAAAUUUUAUAAACAAUUACAAGAACAUGGAGCCGAUGAUUUAUUGAAAAGAGAAUAUGGUAGUUACUUGAUUGAACCAGAAACAGGUUACAGUGUGACAGUCAUGAUUGAUCUUGAAAAUUUGCCAGAAGAUUGGGAAGCUCUGGUAAAAAAAAUUGGAUUGCUUAAAAGGCACUGCUUUGCAAGCGUAUUUGAAAAGUAUUUUGAUUUUCAAGAAAAAAUUAGUGAAUCACCUGAGGAUACUAGCAAACUUCAGAAAAAAGCUAUCAUACAGUAUAGGGAUCAAGAGAUUAUAUAUGUUGAAGCCAAAAGUGAUAGAGUAACAGUGAUAUUCAGUACAAUAUUCAAAGAUGUAGAUGACAUAGUAAUUGGAAAAAUGUUUCUACAAGAAUUAAAAGAAGGAAGAAGGGCUAGUCAUACUGCACCACAAGUAUUGUUCAGCCAUCGGGAACCACCUCUAGAAUUACAAGAUGCUGGAACAGCUAUAAGCGACUGCAUUGGCUACAUAACUUUUGUAUUAUUUCCACGGCAUACAAAUAAAGAUGCACGCAAUAAUACAAUUGAUUUAAUACAUAUGUUCCGACAUUAUCUACAUUACCACAUAAAGUGUAGUAAAGUUUAUAUUCAUUCCCGGAUGCGCACCAAAACUACUGAUUUCCUUAAAGUUUUAAAUAGAGCACGUUCCCAGCCAAAGAAUACAGAAAAAAAGACAAUUACGGGUCGAACAUUUAUUAGAAAAGAAUGAAAGUCACAGAAUGACAGUAAAACAAUAAAAAAAUGAAUUACAGAUUAUUCAAAUAUUGCCUCAUCUUUUCUACAAAUAACAGCUCUGCUAACUCGUAUCACUGAUUGGGUUUAGUCCUGCAUAGAAACUGUUUUAUGUUGCAUACCAGUCACAAAAGAAAAGAUUGGUUUAUCUCAUUAAUCAUUGAUUCAUAUCUAUAAUGUCCAUCUGUAGUUAAACUUAAAAAUUAAUGGCAAUAGAUCGCCAAAUAUGAUAUAUGAAGAAUAAAUAAAACGACGUACAAUCAUGUAA
Messenger RNA from Nasonia vitripennis (jewel wasp), 1365 nucleotides. It is a transcript of the gene Arpc2, whose product is annotated as actin related protein 2/3 complex, subunit 2, 34kDa. The transcript has 7 exons. Gene Ontology annotation, biological process: actin filament polymerization; Arp2/3 complex-mediated actin nucleation. Lineage: Eukaryota; Metazoa; Arthropoda; Insecta; Hymenoptera; Pteromalidae. Gene Ontology annotation, cellular component: actin cytoskeleton; Arp2/3 protein complex. Bases 247 to 1074 code for a protein of 275 amino acids. The record is from RefSeq and is a predicted model, not a curated record. Gene Ontology annotation, molecular function: structural constituent of cytoskeleton; actin filament binding.